AAUUUUUCUUCAUUUUGGACCCUGUUGGCACUUGGCAGUAGAUCUUCUUCUCCGAGUCUUUCUUCUCCCAUAGCUUUUUCAAACUUCAUAUUCGAUCUUCUAUCUUCUAUUGGAUUUCUGGGUUUGUUCAUUUCAGUUUUUCUUCUACCUUCCCUUCUCUUUCUCUCUCUCUAUCUCUUUCUCUUUCUCUUUAAACCGCCAUUAGAGGUUUGGAAGAACCAUUUGAAGCUUUACUUUCAGAUUCUGUAUCUUGCUGCUAAGCACGUACCUGUCUAGCAAGGAUUCGUCUCGUUUCAACUCGAGAAGGCCCCUCGUUUCAUAAACCCAGGUCCUAAGAGUCGUGUGAGAAGACUCCCUUCAGCUGUGAAAGAUUUUGAAUCUAAUUUGAUUCCGGAGAAUGGCGACAGCUACGUAUCCGCCGCCUCCUCCAUAUUACAGGCUCUACAAGAAUUAUUCUGAAAACCCUAAUUCUGCUCCUGAACCUCCUCCUCCAAUUGAAGGAACCUACGUUUGUUUCGGAAGCAAUUAUACUACUGAAGAUGUUCUUCCGAGCUUAGAAGAGCAGGGAGUGCCUCAACUUUAUCCCAAAGAUUCAAAUGUUGAUUACAAGAAAGAACUCCGGUCUCUGAACAGAGAACUACAGUUACAUAUAUUGGAGCUUGCUGAUGUUCUUGUUGAGAGGCCUUCUCAGUAUGCAAAGAGAAUUGGGGAAAUAUCUUCAAUCUUCAAGAACUUACAUCACCUUCUCAAUUCCUUGAGGCCUCACCAAGCCAGAGCAACGCUUAUUCAUAUUAUGGAACUUCAAAUUCUACAGCGGAAACAAGCCGUGGAGGACAUUAAGAGGAGGAGAGAAGAAGCACAGCGACUUCUAAAGGAUGCUUUCGUUCUAUCUCUUGCCGAGCUCCGUGGUGUUCCUUUCCCAACGCUUAAGGUCCAAACUUUGACUCUUGAAACAACAUUUACAAGAUCCGUUGUUCCUGAUAUAGCAAGGUUGCUGCAAAAUUCACCUGGAUUGAAGAAGCUUAUAGCACACCCAACAGCCGGGGGCGAAAUAGAGGAUGAGGAUAUGGACCGCUAUUUGGUUGCACAAGGCUUGGGUCCGGAUCAAUGUUGGAGAUCAGAAUAUGGGGUGUUUCCGAGCUCACAAGAGUUUCGUGCGAUGGAAUCUUCUCGUGAGGAUGCGGAGUUAAAACUGGUCGUGGCUUCGUUCGUGGAAAUGGUGCUGAGAAACGUGAAAACACUAGAGACGUUGGGUGUAACGUUCAAACAUAUCUACCGCCUUCGUGAUCCAAAAUGGUUCCAAGAGUUUCUUCAGAUGCCUCCAACACUACCUAACAACAAUAAUGUCUCCAUUGUGCUCAGACGCUAAUAAAGUAGUACUUUGCAUCAGUGUUUUACUUCAUCUGAAAUUUUAUAAAACGUUUUUCAAUGAGUCUCAUGCACACUUGACGUGAAUUAGUUAUUUGUAUAUCUGAAUUUUUUUUAGUGAUAAUUUACAGUUGAAAAUUGGGG
Thlaspi arvense is the source of this 1512-nucleotide messenger RNA. Lineage: Eukaryota; Viridiplantae; Streptophyta; Magnoliopsida; Brassicales; Brassicaceae. The record is from the annotation of a GenBank genome assembly.